CAGCCCGCUGCUGUGAAGUUAAUUCAAGAAGGGAGUCACAAGCCCGAUCUUAGAGAACUUUUCUAAGUGGAGAAACCCUGAAAGCGUUUAGGGAAGUGGUGGCUAACGGGCGAUAAGAUAAUUACUAUGAUAAGAUAAUCAUGGUAUGAGGAUCACUCCCGGAAGCGCUAAGCUUCAAAAACCAAACCGAACAAACAAAAACGAGCAGGGCCUAGAGACUCCCUUCGGAUAAACGGAGCAUCAAUCCACCUUGGAGGUUUUUCAAGCCCAGCGCUCCAACCAGGAAGCGUAAGCCCAGACCCCUGCGGUCCAGGCCGGAAGGGGAGGCGGAAGAGGCGGGGCGUCUCGCUGACGCCACGGACCCCAAAGCGCUUGAGCUUCCAGAGCGGACUGAGCGGCGGGGAGUAUGGCGGUCGCCAGCGAGUCUCUGGGCCUCUUGGUCUCCGAGCUGUACGACGUGCAGGCGUUCAAGUUCGGGAGCUUUGUGCUGAAGAGCGGGCUCACCUCCCCUGUCUACAUCGACCUGCGGGGCAUCGUGUCCCGCCCGCGUCUUCUGAGUCAGGUCGCAGACAUUUUAUUCCAAACUGCAAAAAAUGCGGAGAUCAGUUUUGACAGUGUGUGUGGCGUUCCUUACACAGCGUUGCCACUAGCUACGGUUAUCUGUUCAACCAAUCACAUUCCCAUGCUCAAGAGGAAAGAAACAAAAGAUUACGGUACCAAGCGUCUUGUAGAAGGAGAGAUUAAUCCAGGGCAAACCUGUCUGAUCAUUGAGGAUGUCGUCACCAGUGGGGCCAGUGUUUUGGAAACGGUUGAAGUUCUUCAGAAGGAGGGCCUGAAGGUGACUGAUGCCAUCGUGCUGUUAGCGGAGCAGGGAGGCAAGGACAAGCUGCAGGCCCAGGGGAUCCGUCUCCAUUCCGUGUGCACGUUGUCCGAGAUGCUGGCGAUCCUCGAGCAGCAGAAAAAAAUUGAUGCCGAGAUGGUCGGGCGAGUGAAGAGGUUCAUCCAGGAGAAUGUUUUCCCAGCAGCUCAUCAGAAUGGUGUUCCCCCUCCUGAGAAGAAAGCAUGCAAAGAACUGAGCUUUGGUGCACGAGCGGAGCUGCCCGGAGUCCACCCACUUGCCUCGAAACUUCUCAGGCUCAUGCAGAAGAAGGAGAGCAACCUGUGUCUGUCUGCUGAUGUCUCAGAGGCCAGAGAGCUGCUGCAGCUAGCAGAUGCCUUGGGACCCAGCAUCUGCAUGCUCAAAACUCACGUCGAUAUUCUGAAUGAUUUUACUCUGGAUGUGAUGGAGGAGUUGGUAGCUCUGGCAAAACGCCAUGAGUUCUUAAUAUUUGAAGAUAGGAAAUUCGCUGAUAUAGGAAACACAGUGAAAAAGCAGUAUGAAGGUGGCAUCUUUAAAAUAGCUUCCUGGGCAGAUCUGGUAAAUGCCCAUGUGGUCCCCGGCUCGGGAGUUGUGAGAGGCUUGCAGGAAGUAGGCCUGCCUUUACAUCGAGCGUGCCUGCUCAUCGCAGAGAUGAGCUCUGCCGGCUCCUUGGCCACUGGAAACUACACCAGAGCAGCAGUUGGGAUGGCCGAGGAGCACUCUGGAUUUGUGAUUGGCUUUAUUUCCGGCUCCCGAGUAAGCACGAGACCAGAGUUUCUUCACUUGACCCCAGGAGUUCAGUUGGAAACAGGAGGAGAUCACCUCGGCCAGCAGUACAAUAGUCCUCAAGAAGUGAUCGGCAAACGGGGUUCUGAUGUCAUCAUUGUUGGCCGGGGAAUCCUUGCAGCAUCUAACCGCCUGGAAGCAGCUGAGAUGUACAGAAAAGCUGCCUGGGAAGCUUAUUUGAGUAGGCUUGCUGUUUAAUGAGAAGACACGUGCCUCACAAGCCACUGGCUUUAAAGCAACAGUACCCUGCAGUGCUCAGGGUCCUGCGCUGAACCAUUAAGGGACAGACUCUGGAGCCCUGGUGUCCUGAACGUGUAACCACUGCAUGGGUACUGUAACGAACUCUUUCUAAUGCUUGCUUUCAUUGGUGUUCGGCAGCCACCACCUUUCUGAGUCCCUUCGUCUCAGUCACAUCCAACGUUAGCUAGCCACCUACCUCCUUCAGUGCCAUGAAGCUGGACCCUUGAACAGAGCAGGAGUUCUGGUUCGUUCUCCUCAGUGAUCAGUGUAGAAAGUCACAGCUUCCUCCUGCUUCAUCUGGACGGCAGCCCGCUGCACCUAAGAACACAGUAACACCAGUUCCGCUCUCAUUCCUGUGUUUGCCCAUAGUGAUGGCUCAGCGGUUAAGAGCACGGUUGCUCUUCCAGAGCAGCAGCAUUGGCUUCCCAGCACCCACAUGGGGACCUACAACCAUCUGCGACUCCAGUUCCUCUCCUAACUUCCUCAGGCUACAGCUCCACCUAAAAUAUAUAUGAACUUUAUUUUAAAGUAAUCUUUCCCAGUGCUUAAAAAGGGAGAAUUUUUUUCUGCCCACUGCAAGUGGAAUUCACUUCCCCCUCAAACUUGAACCGUCUUCCCCUUUGGUUCACGUUCUUCCCAAGGAACCUUCACACACCUGCCCGCAGUGCUUUGUUCUUACUGCUGCCCAAGGCAAGCUCCUUUAGCAUUCAUUCGGCAGAUAGCUGUAUGUCGAUUGAGAAGACCGGUGUGUAUCAGAUGGAAUGGUUUGAGUGGGUCCAUAUGCUAACCAUGUAGCCUGCUAACUUUUUAAUUUAUUUAUUAUGUAUACAGGGUUGUGCCUACAUGCCAGAAGAGGGCACCAGAUCUCAGUAUAGAUG
Peromyscus leucopus (white-footed mouse) is the source of this 2763-nucleotide messenger RNA. RefSeq names its product uridine monophosphate synthetase (gene Umps). Gene Ontology annotation, molecular function: orotate phosphoribosyltransferase activity; orotidine-5'-phosphate decarboxylase activity. The record is from RefSeq and is a predicted model, not a curated record. Gene Ontology annotation, biological process: 'de novo' pyrimidine nucleobase biosynthetic process; 'de novo' UMP biosynthetic process. Lineage: Eukaryota; Metazoa; Chordata; Mammalia; Rodentia; Cricetidae.